This is a messenger RNA of Capronia epimyces CBS 606.96, 2013 nucleotides long. RefSeq lists its product as uncharacterized. The record is from RefSeq and is a predicted model, not a curated record. Gene Ontology annotation, molecular function: urea transmembrane transporter activity. Lineage: Eukaryota; Fungi; Ascomycota; Eurotiomycetes; Chaetothyriales; Herpotrichiellaceae. The transcript is spliced from 9 exons. Gene Ontology annotation, cellular component: plasma membrane. Gene Ontology annotation, biological process: urea transmembrane transport. Bases 1 to 2013 code for a protein of 670 amino acids.
AUGUCCGGGCCUACCGUCGUUCCACCCCCCCUUUCCCAGGGCGUUGGGUACGGCGUGGUAGUUGGUCUCGGGGCCGCGUUUGCUAUCGGCAUGGUCAUAGCGACUCGUUCGCUGAAGCGGACAUUUGGCGAAGACAACAAAACCACUGAAACUUAUAUGGUUGCCAACCGAAGCGUUGGCACCGGCCUGACCGCAUCGGCCGUCAUAUCUUCCUGGACGUACAGCACGGCACUCUUGGGAUCUCCAUAUCUGACCUAUUGGCAUGGAAUCGCCCUUCCGGUUUGGUGGGCUAACGGCCAGAGCACCAUGAUCUGCGCCUUUGGAUGGCUGGCGAUUGAAGCCAAGCGCAAGGUCCCGAAUGCCCAUACUCUUCUUGAACUCAUCCGCGCUCGCUACGGCACGCUGGCGCACAUCAUCUGGAUUGUCUUGUGUCUGAUCAACAAUCUGCUGAACUUCUCUUCCAUGCUCGUGGGCGCUUCCGCUGCCGUGUCCGCCUUGACCGGCAUGGACAUUACCGCCGCCACAUAUCUCCUUCCGUUGGGAGUGGCCAUAUACACCUACUUCGGUGGGAUCCGCGCAACGUUUCUCACCGACUAUGUCCACACAUUCAUCAUCAUGGUUAUUCUGGUUUGGUUCACCAUCAAAGUGUUGGCCUUGAAGGAGAUCGGCUCCAUCGGAGCGCUGUACGACGCCGUCUUGCCAUUAUCCAAAGCCCAUCCAGUGGCCGGGAACUAUCAUGGCUCCUACCUGACCAUGACGAGCAAGGAAGCCAUCUUCUUUGGCAUCAUCCACAUCGUCACCAAUUUCGGCAUUGGCUUCUCUUCCGAGGUUGCUGCUGCUGUGCCCGGUUACAUCUUGGGAGGCAACGCUUACUUCGCCAUCCCGUUUGCAUUUGGAACUAUCAUGGGUUUGGGAGCACUGGCUCUGGAGCAGACCCCCGCGUUCCCAACAUACCCUAGAAGAAUGACAACAGAGGAGGUCUCUAGCGGACUGGUUCUUCCCUACGUGUCACAAGCCAUUGCCGGCAAAGGAGGUGCGGCAGCCGUACUGCUGAUUGUGUUCAUGUCUUGCACCAGCGUCUCGUCGGCUCAGCUCAUUGCCAUGAGUUCCAUCUUUUCCUUCGAUAUCUAUGGGACGUACAUCAACAAGAAGGCGACCAACGCCCAGAUCAUCAAGUGGUCCCACAUCGGAGUAGUGGUAUCGGCCCUUCUGAACUCGACCUUGGCCACCGCCUUCCACCAGGGUGGCGUGGACCUCAACUGGCUGCUAUAUUUCCUGGGAAUCUUGAUCUGCCCGGGCACGUUUCCUACGGCGUUCGCAUUGGUUUGGAAACGCCAGACCCGAGCCGCGGCGGUGAUAUCGCCACUGAUAGGGAUGGCCUGUGGCCUAGCCGUCUGGAUUGGCACGGCCUACGCCUACUACGGCGAAGCGACCAUCGCGAGCUUGGGCCAGACAUUACCAUGUCUGUUUGGCAAUAUCACCUCCUCGUUCGUCCCGCUGGUCAUCACUCUGGCCAUAAGCUAUAUCUGGCCUGACUCCAACUUCGAGUGGUCAGACCUGCUCUCCAUCAAGCGUGUCGAGGACGACGAACACGGCGAGGUGGCGGCCAAAGCAUCGCAUUUCGACGCAGAAGCCUACUUCAGCCCGGAACGCGUCGCCUUCAUGAAGCGCAUGUCACGCAUCGCCGUCUUCUGGGGCAUUGCCACAUUUGCGGGUCAGGUCGCGCUCUGGCCGUUGCCCAUGUAUGGGGCUCGGUUUGUGUUUUCCAAAAAGCUUUUUAUCGCCUGGGUCGUGGUGUCGCUGAUCUGGCUCUGGGUCGCCCUCUUCAUUGCCAAUUUCUACCCACUGCUCGACGGCGGCCUCAAGAAGAUCUGGUUGGUGUUGAAAGGCGAGAAAGACGCUUCGGCAGUCGACGAGACUCGGUCAGCGGACAUCUCGCCGUCAUCUGAUUCAGUCACUGCAAGCCCGCCGGGUGAAAAGGUCGCGGUCGUGGUCGAACAGAAGACUGCCUGA